GGGGGCCUUACCGAACGAGACGAUAAUUUCGCAGUUUUUUUCGUUGCUUUUUUCUCCCCCAUUGCAGCGAAUUUUUUCGAAGGGCUGUUUCGAAGCGGUUUCGAAGAUCCAUCGAACGAUCGCGAUCAGGAGUAUUCGUAAUCGUUGGCAUUGAGAUGACUUUGUCCCACUGCCCCCGCCAUGCACGUAUCUUUAUGCCAACUCUGAAUGGAAGCCGAGUGUCUUACUCUAUGAGAUAAUACAUUCGUCGCUUCGUACGUCACACAGAGAGUUUGUGGACCAAAAGCACGCCGCUGUUUCAUCUAGUGGUCCUACUCCUCUCAACGUGUGCAACUCCUACCGUUCGUCAUGUUGACCGUACAAAACGAUACGUCGCCACGCAACGGUUCCUGCAUGGCGGAAAUAAGUUCCGUGAGGAGUCUCUCCUCCGAGGAUAUAUCCGCCGGUGCCAAAGGAUCGAGCAGGAAGAAAUCCUGCUGGGCGAGAGCCACCGAUCCCGCUCAUCGUCGCGGCCGUAGAAUUCAACUUUUGCAGAUGCUAGUCCUACCGUUCAUACCGAUUCUAGCGCUGAUCGUUCAAACGGCGAACACCCUCCACGACAUCCUCAUCUACAGGCAGGAAGUAUCGGAAAUCGAAACGCAAGUCACUAUAGCCACCGACCUUGGAAAAGUGGUCACGAGAAUGCAGUUGGAGAGAUCAGAGGUCGCUUUCUUCAUUUAUACGAACGGAAACACGCUCAGAUCGAAUCUGACCCAGAGAUUUACGGUUACGGAUCGAGCGUUGCAUAACAUGACGACCUGGCCGUUGGUUUCCGUGCCACGCGACGAAACGAAAACUCAAAAAUACGACGUCGUGAAUAAGGAAGCGUUUCAAGAGCGACUCAACGAUUUCAGGGAAAAAAUCAGCUCCGAGGAAAGCAGCAUCACGGAAGUCAUGGCGUGGUACACCAGCGUCAAUGCGGCUAUGCUCGAUCAUCUCACCAAUCAGAUAAAGGAAACCGACAACAGCGGGGUGUGGAGAUACUUGAUAUCCUUUAAAAAUCUUCUGCGGAGCAUCGAGAGCCUCGGGAUAGCCUCCGUUUACGGGAUAAAUUAUUUCGGUCGCGGUAUACUGGCCGGCGAAAGUUACGUGAGUUACGUGAGACACGAGGCCCUUGGACGCGACCUGCUCAACGGAUCGCUCACCUAUGUACCGACGCUCAAAACUUUUUACACCGAACUCACGCGGACGAUGCCCGAUUACGGGAAGAUCAAGUCAAGGAGGGAUGAAAUUUUGGAAAAUCGUAAACGUCAGCCGAGCGUCGACGACGCGAUAGCGUACUUCGAUUCGAUGGCAACUUACGUGGAUGAAUUGCGAAAGCUUCAGCGGGAAUUGCGUCAUAUGAUACGAACGUACGUGAACUCUAAUCUCCAGGACGCCAGUAACAAAGAAGUGGCUGGAAUCGCAAUAGUCGUUUUGGUGCUGGUCAUAUCGCCAAUUAUAAUAAUUCUAGUUCGCAACGCAGUGGCGACGAUCCAGAUGUACGCCGCUAAUCUGGCUCAAAAAGCUCGCGAGUUGAAACGCGAGAAACGAAAGAGCGACACGCUGCUUUUCCAGAUGUUACCGCCGAGUGUGGCUCAGCAGCUGAAGCAAACGCAACAGGUUCCCGCCGAGUACUACGAGGCCGUUACCGUUUACUUCAGCGAUAUCGUUGGUUUUACGGAAAUAGCUGCGGAAACUACGCCGUUGGAGGUGGUCACGUUCUUGAAUUCGAUCUACAAGUUAUUCGACGCUAGGAUCGAAUGCUACGACGUUUACAAGGUGGAAACCAUCGGUGAUUCUUACAUGGUCGCGUCCGGUCUCCCAGUAAAAAAUGGUAAAAGUGAUAAGCACGUGUCGGAAAUCGCCACGAUGGCCCUCGAUCUUCUGGCAGCUUCGACGAUAUUUCAAGUCCCACGACGACCCGGGGAACGUCUUCAAAUACGCAGCGGCGUCCACACCGGUCCCGUCGUCGCCGGGAUUGUCGGAACGAAGAUGCCGCGUUACUGUCUGUUCGGCGACACGGUGAACACGGCUAGCCGUAUGGAGUCCACCGGCGAAGCCCUGCGUAUCCACAUCAGUCUGGAGAUGAAAAAGGCGCUCGACGCCGUAGGGGGAUUCAGGAUCGAGCAUCGGGGCCUCGUCGACGUCAAGGGCAAGGGGCUGAUGGACACCUAUUGGCUGGAGUGCAAGGACGGCGGCAUCGCCAGAGCGGCGGAAUUGGACCUGCCCUCAUUCUUCGAGGACGUCAGGCCGGUCUUCAUGCGCCGUCUAAGGGAGGAGGGCACUCUCUGAUGC
Molecule: messenger RNA, 2316 nt
Organism: Athalia rosae (coleseed sawfly)
Lineage: Eukaryota; Metazoa; Arthropoda; Insecta; Hymenoptera; Athaliidae
Product: receptor-type guanylate cyclase daf-11
Exons: 15
Coding region: 349-2313 (654 amino acids)
Biological process (GO): receptor guanylyl cyclase signaling pathway; cGMP biosynthetic process; intracellular signal transduction
Molecular function (GO): guanylate cyclase activity; peptide receptor activity
Source: RefSeq, a predicted model, not a curated record